Aedes aegypti (yellow fever mosquito) is the source of this 5208-nucleotide messenger RNA. Its product is annotated as E3 ubiquitin-protein ligase RNF19B. The coding region runs from base 2249 to 4735 and encodes 828 amino acids. The record is from RefSeq and is a predicted model, not a curated record. Gene Ontology annotation, cellular component: ubiquitin ligase complex; cytoplasm. Lineage: Eukaryota; Metazoa; Arthropoda; Insecta; Diptera; Culicidae. The transcript has 10 exons. Gene Ontology annotation, molecular function: zinc ion binding; ubiquitin protein ligase activity; ubiquitin conjugating enzyme binding. Gene Ontology annotation, biological process: protein polyubiquitination; positive regulation of proteasomal ubiquitin-dependent protein catabolic process; ubiquitin-dependent protein catabolic process.
AUAGCGAUUAUGACGACGUUCAGUUUGCGUGUCUCUCCUCGCCGACCGCUCCGUGAAGUGAAUCGUAGUGCGGCCAUCAUCAUCCAUCCAUCCAAGUAGGCAUCGGCCAUUCGAUUCGUUUCAGUUUAGUGUGUCUGUGCGCGAAAAGACGUCGUGUCGGAUUUGUGUUGAUUCGCGAGGCCGUCGUCGUUCAUCAUCAUUUUGGAGUGGCUGGCAAGCAAUCCCAUCAGCAAUCCACAUUCAAAAGUGUUCAGUGCAGUUGUUCGGUCGGAUCUCUCGGUAGGUUUUCAACCAGCAAGUUGGCUGGCAGUGCGAAUAAAAAGUGUGUGCGUAUUUUCCUCGCGGUUCGCGUGUGCCGUCUCGUGAAGUGCUCUUUAGUGGUGGGAAUAGUGGUCAAUCCGGAUUCGAGGGAAACCGGACCGGACUGGAAUCGAAUUGUGAGAUUUUGCAUUUUUUUUCGGGAAGGUGAAGGAAAUUUGUCCAAAAAGAUUGGCCGCUGUCAAAAGUGUGCAAAGUUCCAGCUGGAUGUGGUUGCUGCGAUUGAAGGAAAUUAUUGUGCUUUUCUAGACAGGACAGGUAGUCGAAGUCUUAAAAGUGUGCUAAGAGAGGAGGAUUCGCCUUGUAAGAGUUGGUAAAUAGAAGAUAGCCUUGGGGGAAGGAAGUGCACAGAGAUCAAGGUCUCAACAGUCGUGAUUCCCUAUCCGAAGUGUGACCGUGAGCUGACAAAACGGGUGAAAACCCAAAAUAUUUGGAUAUCUAGUGUUGUUUACGACGGCGCAGCGAUGCAAACUUCCGGUGGAAUAAGUGGCCGAUCGAGAGAACUCGGAAUAUUCACAUAAACCAUCAGAAACAUCAUCCCCACCCGAAGACGAUGAAUCAUAGCUCGUUACGCCGUCUAGUCAAAGGAUCACUCAUAUGAUUCGAGUCCAUUCUACACAACAUCGAACUCGGUAACGAUCGCAAGAGAGAAGUUCAAGCGUACGUUACUAAAUCCGUGAAUUCAUAAUAGCGUGAUCAAUCGGCAUCGUGUGACCCCGCUAGAGGCAUCUUCUCCCAACAUAGCACAAAAACAGAAGCCAGAAGAGAAUCCACUAGCAGCACCAGCAAAAACCACCGCCUGUGUUUGAGAAGAGAAUCUGCAUUUAUUCACGUGGUUUCCGCUAGACUCGUUCGGAGUGCUCGUCAUCCGCCGUCAUCAUAAAUGUAUUAAGAAAGCUGCUAUAAUACGCCCAACAAAAACGGAAUCCCCAACCAGUCCAGCAGUGGCAGCGUUUUGGUCGCAGUGUGGUGCGCGCAAUCGUCGAACGCAGAGAAUUCGAAACGCGCCGCGCGCGCAGUUUUCUAGAAACGUGUAGAAGAAGUCAUUAUCAUACUCAGUUCUGUGAGCUGCAUUUAUUCGCCGCCCUUCGUCGAAUGAGUUGGCGACUCCGCGAGUGAGUUCAGAACGUCUGUCACGACCCGUCAGCGUUGAAUCACGUUCCAAACCCCUAUCAUAGUAAAGUUGGAUCGAUCGCGAACAACCCACCAUGUCAUAGUUUGAAGCUACAGAACCGUAGAAAUCGAAUCGUGCGUUGGCAGCGUUGGCUGACGGCAAAACUACAGACGAGUGCAUCAACGCAAGUUACGAAGGUCUACCGGAGAGGAAUGUGAUUUAUUAUGUGAAUGGGCGUUGCGCGAUGUAGUGCUGUGAUACAAAACCCUUCGCGCGAGAAUCUCAAGUUCUGAACGGGCAACGCGUGGAAAAAAAAGAAGAAAAAAAUCACAUUCGUCUGCGCGCGGCGGCACACGGUGGAUGGUGUAACAUUAUUACCCGGGGUUUGAUCGGUUCGUGGGGAAACUUCAUAGCAGCGAGUGUUUUUAUUACGAAGACGAUAGAGGACAACCGCAGCCAAGAUUACCAGAUCAGCUGCUCUAGAGGUGUGUGUUGUUUCAAUCUGACGAAGAGAUCAAUCUAUCGGCGUCGGAGAAUCAAGCGGAGCAGCGAAGUGAAGUGAAGUGUUUAUUGCGGUGCUAAUCGCGCUCGAAUCAGCCGUCCCGCGAAUGAUCGAUCUUACACGGAAGUGUGUGCUGUAGUCAUUUGUUGAAGUCGUCGUUGCUGUUUGCCGUGCUGAUAAGUGCAUAGGUGAAAAUUGUUUUCCAAGCGAAACCUAAGCCCCGUCAAUGUCAGAAGGGUUUCGCUUCAAUGCGUUCCUAGAGGUGUCGUGAGUGUGGCGUUUUGGUUGAGAACGCUUAUCAGAAGAAAACGAAAAUGCGGCGAACAAGUCGGAAUUCCUUCAAUUUUGACUUUUCCCUGAGGAGGCUAUUGCUGCAGGGAGCUAGGGCGGCCAGAGGAAGUCCUCCCUUGGGGCAGAGGCUGUGUGACGUUGAAAAAGCCAGCGGUAGCAGUAGGGAUGGAGGUGGUCCCAGCGGAAGCAGCAGCAAACAUGACAAAGGCAGCGGAUCGUCCCACAGUGGCAGCCAUAAGCACAAUCUGGAUUCCACUUCGCAACAUUCGGCCAACUCUCCGGGCAACCUGGACCGAGGCACCUCCACCUCAAAACUCACGCCAAAUAGUCAUAAGUCGUCCAAUAGUCUGCACAGCAAGAGUACAGCCGGGUCCGGAUCCGGUGCAGCUUCCGGAACAACGACCCACAAAUCGCCGGAGGAAUGUCCCCUCUGCUACGACAAUCUGCCCGCUGGCGACGAGUUUUUCGCGUUGCUCAACUGCAAACACUAUGCCUGCCGGGGCUGUCUGGAGAACUACCUGAUGAUCGAAAUCAGUGAAAGCCGUACCGACAUCAGCUGUCCCCAGUGUCCGGAAUCGAUGCAUCCGACCGACAUCCAAACGCUGCUGAAAGCGUUCCCCGCUGCCAUAACCAAAUACGAAGACUUCAUGGUGCGGCGGGUGCUACUGGCGGAUCCGGACUCGCGGUGGUGUCCAGGCCCGGACUGCAGCUAUGCCGUCGUUGCCAGUGGGUGUGCUUCCUGUCCGCGGAUACGCUGCGAAAGGCCGGGGUGCGACGUGCAGUUCUGCUACCACUGCAAGGCCGAGUGGCACCCGGAUCAGACGUGCGACGCGGCCCGAGCGUCCCGCCAGAGUCCAACCAGGGCACCGUCCGGUAGUAUAAGUCAUGGUUCACACCAUAAGGAUGACAUCAAGCCGUGCCCCCGCUGCCAGGUGCUGAUCGUCAAGAUGGACGACGGUUCGUGCAACCACAUGGUUUGCGCCAUCUGCGGGUCGGAGUUCUGCUGGCUCUGCAUGAAAGAGAUCAGCGACCUGCACUACCUGAGCCCCUCCGGGUGCACUUUCUGGGGCAAGAAGCCAUGGUCCCGGAAGAAGAAGCUGCUGUGGCAGCUGGGAACGCUGGUGGGGGCACCACUGGGGAUAGCCCUGGUUGCCGGAAUUGCCGUGCCUGCGAUGAUCAUAGGAAUCCCCGUGUGGGUGGGACGGAAGAUCCACACGCGGUACAAAUUGGCCGGAAAGCACAAACGGAAUCUCGCCGUGCUGGGUGGCGUUACGGCUUCGGUCAUAGUGUCGCCGGUGUUGGCCGGGCUGGCCGUUGCUAUUGGCGUACCGAUCCUCCUGUUCUACGUAUACGGAGUAGUGCCCGUCUCGCUAUGCCGUGCCGGAUGCGGCGAAGGGACCAAAUUCGAGUUUGACGAAGAGGAAGACAACGGUUCCCGAAAUCAUGAUGCCACCAGUGUUGAUGCCGUGUCCCGAAUCGGGGCCACUAGUAUAGGAGAGGUUAGUCUGAGCGUUGCCAGCGGUAGUCAUCUAGGUGUUAGUAGUCAACAUUCGAACUUUGGCGUCGUGACGAACCCGUCGACGCGCGAAUCGACAACCGCACUAGCGGGCAGCAUUACGGGCCAUCGCUUGGAAGUACAAGCCGACAUUAGCACCUCGGAGACGGCCUCGGCGGUCACCUGUGUCAGCGAAAAGUCUGGCAACACUCUGAACGACACCGCCUCGACGAAAGCCCUAGCCGGAUCCAUCCUUAGCUAUCGGGCGCAACAGAUGGCCACGGAUUCGGCCUGCUUCAGUGCAUCGGAGGACGGCGCCUCUGAACGAGUGCGGUUCGAUAACACGGUAUGUUACGUCAUUGAUGGCGGCAGUAUGGGCUCUGGUGCCAACAAGAAAGAAUACUGUGAUAUAUGGUAUACUGUCCCAUUGGAUCAGGAUACGGCAGCAGAUAAGGCUAGUCUGGGAAGUAGCCGUUCGUUUAGAAGCUCAGAACGCUCGUUUCGAGACGAUUUCGACUCGACCAGUCUGUCGUCUUCGCACAACACCGGGAACAUCACGACCAGCGGUAGCCAUCACAGUCAUGGUGGCGCGAUAGGAACUAACCCCAGUGGAGGCAGUGGAACGUCUUUGGCGUCCAGCACCAAACACCCUCGGAUGAAUACAUUCGGGCAACGCAUUCCAAAGCUAGGAUCAGCGGCGCUCCAGCAUCGGACGCUGUCCAUCGAUAGCAAUACGGGCUCGUACAACAUCCCUGAAAAUGUGAGUCUGGAGCAGGAACUGGAGGAACAGGAUCAGCAGGAGCAACAGUCGUUGUCCUCGUUGACGCAGUCUCCCAAGGUGACUGUCUCACCAGUGACGACGACAACGGACAAGAGCACAUCACCGAGCCGGACGAUGGCCGACGAACCACCCAAAUCCAGGACACACAUCCUGAGAAAUCUAUUCUUCGCACAAACUGGCUCCGGCACGACGGGAUCACGGGACAAUUCGCUGGGAUCGUCCCCGAAGUCUUAAGGUUCGGUGAGUGGGCGCGAUUAGGUUGUUGAUCGGUUAGUUGGACUAUACCGUGUAGAGUGGUGAACCGUGUGCAUUUGUAGCCUGUACCAGUGGGGUAGUGAUCCAGAAUAAUCCCCUCGCUGGUGAUUUGAAUUUGGACAGGAGCUUUUACUAAGAAAACAGCUAUUUACGAUUAUUUGCAUUUAAUUUGAAUUGAAAAACAACGAACCGUGGGAACUCGCGUAAGUACAUGGACAGAGUAGUAGUUUACAGAACCGAUGAAUUUUUCGUGCGAGUUUCAAAACUCAAUCAUAAAACAAAUUACCUAUCUUCUUUCUGUUGAAUGUUCCAUUAUUGGUUAUUGAAUUGGCGUUACUUUCGAUUCGGAUAAGAAAUCCUACUUUUUGUUACGGCGAAAAGGUCAUAAUAUUUCAAAGCAUUCCUGUAAAACAUCCUACAGCAAUAAAUUCUUGGAUAGUGGCACUUCUAAA